AUGGCCGAGUAUUCCACCCUCAAGGUUCCGGAGCUCAAGAAGCUUCUGGCCGACAAGAAACUCCCCCAGACUGGCAACAAGGCCGACUUGAUCGCCCGCCUGCAGGACGACGACGUCAAAAACGCCAAAUCCCCAGGGGCUGCCGCGCCCAGUAAGCACCCUUUUCCUGGCCAAGCUUUCCGCGCCUUGGUCUCGUUGAGGCGCGCCGCCUUUGCCUGCCUCUGCAGCGCCCAGCUAAUCCCUUCGCCACCAGCUCUCGCCCAGCUAGACAAAGAGGACGAGAUCGACUAUACUGACGACGAGGACAUCACUCCGCUGCCUGCAACUACUCCUGCCACCGCGCCCAAGCCCGUCGAGGUCAAACAGUCCGAGCCGCAGGACAAGAAGCAGCAGGUGCCCGCUGCCGUGCCCGCCGCCCAGGAGUCUGUCGCCCAAGGUGAGGAGCCCAAGGACGAGACGGCCCCUGUUGAGUCGGCGCAAUCCUUCGCCAUGGGUCUUUCCAAGACUGCCGCCGAUGCUGAGGCCAAGAAACGCGCCGACCGGGCCAAGCGCUUUGGCAUCGACGAGGACGAGGACGCAAAAAGGCGCGCCGAACGCGCCAAGCGCUUCGGCAUCGACGAAAACGAGCUUGCUUCGGGCCUUGACUCUGCCCUACCCGAAAAAUCGCUCAAGCGCGGCCGUGGUCGUGGGGGAGAGGACGAUACGCGCGCCGGCAAGCGCCAGAAUGUCGACCGGCGUGGCGACCGACAAGGACGCAACGGGCGCAACGCACGCGCCCCUCGACAGGCCGGCAACAAAGGCCCGCCCAAGAGGACCGGCCUCAUGGACGAUCCCUCGGAGAGAGCCAAGGCGGAGAAACGAGCGGCCAGGUUUGCCACGGCCUAG
This is a messenger RNA of Hirsutella rhossiliensis, 885 nucleotides long. Its product is annotated as SAP domain-containing protein. The record is from RefSeq and is a predicted model, not a curated record. Gene Ontology annotation, cellular component: nucleus. The transcript has a single exon. Bases 1 to 885 code for a protein of 294 amino acids. Lineage: Eukaryota; Fungi; Ascomycota; Sordariomycetes; Hypocreales; Ophiocordycipitaceae. Gene Ontology annotation, biological process: poly(A)+ mRNA export from nucleus.